AUGGGAGCUCUAAUAUCCAGACUCUGGUUCCUCAUGUUCCCGGCGAAGGAGUAUAAGAUUGUGGUUGUCGGUUUGGACAACGCUGGUAAGACGACAACGCUUUACAAGCUACAUCUGGGCGAGGUCGUGGUGACACAACCUACGGUCGGGAGUAACGUGGAGGAACUCGUCUAUAAAAACAUACGAUUCGAGGUAUGGGAUCUAGGAGGGCAAGAGCGACUACGACCAUCCUGGGCCACCUACUACAGAGGAACACACGCAGUGGUGAUGGUAGUUGACUCUACAGACCGAGGCCGCAUUGGCGUGACCAAGGAUGAGCUGUUUCGCUUGCUGGGGCAUGAAGAUUUAGCUCAUGCGGUCAUUCUCGUCUUUGCCAACAAGCAGGACCUGAAGGAGGCCAUGACGCCAGCAGAAAUAAGUGAAGCUCUGGCUCUUCAUCUUAUCAAGAAUCACGACUGGCAUAUUCAGGCAUGCUGUGCACUAACAGGGGAGGGCCUCGCAGCCAUGUCGCAUCCUUUCACACCUGGGAGGCCUAACAAGGCCCGAGCGGCCCUCCCGCCGAAAUCUACUCCCACGGACCGCCUCAAGGCUGCUCGUCAGCGCUCGCUUCUACGCAGCGAAAUGGGCGUGCUGCGCUCCCGACAGAAGCGAAAUGCGUCACGCCCCUUCGCUUCCCCUGGCAGCGCGCUACCCUCCUCUUCCGCAGGGGCGUCCGGAUCGUCAGCCAUGAAGCGAUGGUUGCAGCAGGAGCGCGGUAGCGGCGGCAGGCGCGCGUUGAUCGCGGGGAGCUUAGGCGAAGAUGCGGGCAGCACGAUGGGCGACGACGCCCCAUGCUUGGCUGACGUGGACAUGGUCGACGGGGAGGAGGUCGAAAGAGGCGCGGGAGGUGCGGCGGAGGAGGGUAGCGGGGAGGGUCUUAACGAAGGCGCGAGGAAGCGACGACGACUGGACGGGCAACAGGAAGGAAACUCGGAGGGCAGUAACAGGAGGGACAGCAUUGUGCGGAGACUAUGGCCUGGCAGCGGCGGGGAGGAUCGGACGGGAGGUUCGGGAGAGGAAGGGGGGGGGGGGGGAGGGGGAGGGGGAGGGGAAGGUGGGGGGAGAGACAGGAACGUCAAGGGGGGCAGAGACGGUGCUACAACGGCGUCCGCAAUGAUCGAGCACUCGGAGCUUAGGACCGAAACUGAACACGAUUAUAGCGCGGAUUGGGGCUUGGUGAAGGUGGAUGACCCGCUGGAAGCCACUCCCGCGAACGAUUUGCAGCUGGUUCUUCUAAACCCGCGCGAGGCUCGGCGCGCAGGGAUGGUGGAGGAAGACGCGCGGCGGUGGUUGGCGGAGCUGAAGCGGACGGAGCGGAGACUGCCGGCCGCGCUUCGGCACCGACCCCAGGAGAUGCUGGAGUGGGUCGCGGAGCGGCACGGGGCCGGCGGACAGGUCGGGUCGCUGGCGUAUUUCCGGCGGCGGCUGCGCAUGUGGCGGUUCUUGGAGUUUCUGAGCGAUUAUCCCGCGGAGGCGAGAGGGGUGGAGUGCGUUGAGGCGUGGUGUCAGGCGAUGGCGCGGCAGGAGGAGGAGGAGCAGGGACGCAUGCUGGGAUCGUGGGAGAGCGACGAAGAGGCCGGGGAUGAAGAGGAAUUGGAUGACUAUGAUUGGCGGGAUGAGGACAAGGAGGAAGAGGCGGAGGAGGAAGACGAGGAGAGGGAGAAGGGGGAGGGUAACGAGGGAGAAGAGGAGGAGAGUGAGGAGGAGAGUGAGGAGGAGAGUGAGGAGGAGAGUGAGGAGGAGAGUGAGGAGGAGAGUGAGGAGGAGAGUGAGGAGGAGAGUGAGGAGGAGAGUGAGGAGGAGAGUGAGGAGGAGAGUGAGGAGGAGAGUGAGGAGGAGAGUGAGGAGGAGAGUGAGGAGGAGAGUGAGGAGGAGAGUGAGGAGGAGAGUGAGGAGGAGAGUGAGGAGGAGAGUGAGGAGGAGAGUGAGGAGGAGAGUGAGGAGGAGAGUGAGGAGGAGCAGCAUGGAGCAGGGGAAGGAGGAGAGGAUGUGGAAGGGGAAGCGGAGGAGAGGAGGGAGAGUGGGGGAAGUCGGGAGGGGGAGGGUGCACCGAUGGAACCGAAUGGUAGGAGUGGUGCUGGCACCAGGGGCGGCAAGCCCCGAUACAGAAACCGCGCAGGCGCUCAGGGCGGUGGCGCCAGACGCGGGAGCGCUGCCUGCGGCGGCGGCGGCGGCAGCGGCGGAGGCAGAGGGGAAGGAGGAGGCGGGGUGCCGUGGUGGGUGGCGUGGCACGGGCAGCUCGCGCACCCGGCGGUGGCGUCGCGGCGGCGGCUGCUCACGCGCGACCUGGAGUGCCAGUUCGCGUCGCGCGGCCCUUCGGGGCGGUACAGCGAGCUGCCGACGUACUUCCGGUCCGUGGAGGGCGGCGAGCGCAGGCAGCUCGCGAUCCCGCUCUCGCGCAUGCUGCAGCAGCAGCGCCAGCUCGCGCUGCUCCGCGAGAGGGACGCGCAGGGGCGGGGCGAGGACGCGGGAUGGUCGCAGGCGCUGGUGGUGGCAGGCGAGGGGGGAGGAACAGGCGCAGGGGGAGGCGGUGGGCGGAUGGGAUCGGGGCGGAAAGGGGCGGGACGGGGAGGGCGGAGUAGCAAAGCAGCGGAAGAGGCUCGGAUGUUUGCCCCGGUGCCAGUGUCAGCAGACGAGGUGGUCUGCAACGCGCCUGGGUGCCAGUGGGGUGUGCCGGUGGUGGCUCAGACAUGGUUGAAAUGCGAGAAGCACUGGGACAAGGUGCAUGGUGGCGGGGAGAGUGGCAUGGGCGUGGUGCAGACGAGGAGAGAGGUGCUGGCGGAGAAGCUGGUGGAUGCUCGCACGGAAUGGGAGUGGGCCACACACGAGAGCAGAGACCACGUGCGGCUGCUGACGGGCAUACAGCAGGUGGCAUCGGAGCGAGUGGCGCUGCUGGGUCGUGUGGACGCGCGGGCAGCCUCAGCGCUCAUAGGCCUGCUGGACCCAAGCCAGCUGAGAGAGAUAGCCUCGGCCGUGCUCUCGUACACCACGCAGCGCUUGCAAGGCCGUGCUCCGGAACACACGGCAGCAGCACCAGCCUCCGAUGCAGGAGCAGCAGCUGCUGCUGCUGUUGCUGCAGCAGCCCCCCCAGGUGCUCCAGCACAUGGCGUUGGUCCUCGGGCGAAUGGACGAGGAGGACAGCAUGGUGAUGGUGUAGCAAGGCCGGGUGGUCCUUCUCUCCCCAGUGGCAGUGGCUUGCGCGCAGGAGUGCGUGCGAGGAAGUAG
Closterium sp. Naga37s-1 is the source of this 3264-nucleotide messenger RNA. The record is from the annotation of a GenBank genome assembly. Lineage: Eukaryota; Viridiplantae; Streptophyta; Zygnematophyceae; Desmidiales; Closteriaceae.